Portunus trituberculatus (swimming crab) is the source of this 1905-nucleotide messenger RNA. RefSeq names its product agglutinin-like protein 1. The coding region runs from base 147 to 1424 and encodes 425 amino acids. NCBI's taxonomy places the organism in Eukaryota, Metazoa, Arthropoda, Malacostraca, Decapoda, Portunidae. The record is from RefSeq and is a predicted model, not a curated record. The transcript has 2 exons.
GUGAGGCGUUCAUUGCUAAGGUGUGCUGGGUUGCGUGCACACAUACACACACACACACACACAUACGCACGCACGCACAUAGUAUACACGCACACGCACACACACACGCACUUCCUCGUCUUCGCUUUCGUCAGGAGUGCUUCAAGAUGCACAGCGCAGGCGUGGCGGCGGCGGGCGUGGCGCUGCUGGUGGUGGCGGCGCUGUGUGGCGGUGCGCGGGGCGCCAAGCUGCCGCCGCUGGAGCCAUCCUCGCUCAAUGAGAUUCCCUCCGCGGGCGCCGCGGGAGCUGACUAUGGCUACCUGGUGCCCACGCCCUCGCUGCCGGCGGGCACAGGGGCGUGCGCCACCACCAUCAUCACUGAGUACGCGGAGGAGGUGGUGACUGAGACGGUGACGGAGACGGCGCCGGGCGAGGUGGUGGUGGAGACGACCACAGUGCUGUCCACCACCACCGUCACCACCGCCUUCAGUGAGGUGGUGACCGCCACCGUCACCACCACAGACUACACCACCUUGGACGUCACCACCACGGACACCACCACGGAGACCACCACCAUCGCCUCCACCACCACCCUGCCUGCCGCCACCGUCACCGCCACCGUCACGGAGACAGAGGUCACCACCGCGGUGGAGGCCUCCACGCGCCUGGAGGUGGAGACCAGCGUGGUGGAGAACACUGUGGUGGAAACCGAGGCCUCCACCGUGCUGGUGCCCACCGUGGUGGCCGUCACCGACACGCAGCUGGUGACGGAGACGCAGCUUACCACACUGGCGGCGGUGACGGAGACGGUGCCCGAAGUGGUGACAGAGGCUUCGGUGGAGUACGUGACGGUGCCGGGCCAGCAGGUCACCAUGACCCUCACCGUCACCGACACCGUCACCACCACGGCCGUCACCACGCUGCCGGCCGUCACCUCCGAGGUGGUUUCCAUUGAGGUGGUGCCGUCCGUCACGGUGGUGGUGGAGACGGAGGUGGUAGCUGUGACGCAGACGGAGGCGGUGACGGAGACGGAGGUGGUGAGCGUGGUGGAGACUGUGGUGGAGACGGAGGUGGUGCCCACUACGGAGUACGAGGUGGAGACUGUGGUGUCCACCGUGACGGAGGAGUUCCCCGUCACGUCAGUGGUGGAGGAGACCAGCGUGGCGGUGGAGACUGUCACCACCACGCUACCGCCGCCGCCCGCCGUUACUGUGGUGGUGACAGAGGCACAGGCUGUGGUGGAGACCGUGUCAGUCCCUGGCGGCGUCACGUACGUCACCACCACCGUGCUCGUGCCGCAGGUCGUCACCUCCACGGCUCUCGUCACCAGUACGGCGGUGCGCACGGAAGUCACCACCAAGACGCUGCCACCUUCCUGUGGACACGGCGGCGGAUACUCUUACAAUCACCCCAACGCGCCCCUCAAGCUGCCCGGCAUGUACUAGCCUUAACGCCCCCAUUCCCGCCCACGCCUCCUCCUCCUCCUCCUCCUCUUCUCUUCUCUUCAUUUCCCUGUGACUCACUUGUAACCUUUCUGUCUAAUUUAUACAUGGCAUUUUGUUUUACUUUUCCUCGAUCUUCUUUCUCUUCCUUCUUCAUUUUUGUCUUUCAUGAGUGAGGUAAUUUUUUUUUUCUUCUUUCUUUUCCCUUUACACUUCCCCCUCCUCCUCCUCCACCUCCUCACCUCAAUUCUUCCCGCCACUCAAUAAAAAAAAAAAAAAAACUACCACCACUACCUCUACUACCACCACUGUUACCCUCACCCUCCUCAUUGUAUUUGUAUGAUAAGUAGCCAUUAAUUAAGAGUGUGAAUAUUAUAUUUUUCUUUAACAAACCUGUAAAGUGUUGCUGGACUUCAUUGAGUGGAGUCUGUGUUGUGUAGAGACUAUUCAUUUUUGUAUCAUGUAAAUGUUUGUGUUGCGCCAA